AUGCCCCGGCCCCCAGGGCUGGCAUCUGCCAGCCCCAUCGCUCCGGGCAACGCAGCCCCGGCCCUGACGCGCCCGCUCUGUCGUCGCUGCAGGGAUGGCACGAGGGAGCCCAACUUCUCCUCCGUUCUCUUCGCCCUGUGCAAGAGCGGCCUGGCUGAGGUGCGGGGCGACUUCGUGCGCUUCGGGAAGGUGAAAAAGAGAGUGAAGAUUAGAGACCAGUAUUGGACCCCCGAGGAGCCCCCUGCGGACAGCCAGGAGCCAGGCACCGAACGGCCCCCCGCCAGAGGCCGUGCCAAGAAAAGAGCGGAGUUCAUCCAGGGGAAGCACGGGGUGGAGAUCCUCUCCGAGCAUGACCAGGGCAAUGGGCGCAUCCGCUUCUCCGUCACGCCCACGGAGCCGGCGACGACCAGCAUCUGGGUUCAGAACAACGGCCAGGAGGCCGUCACGCUGCUGGGCUACCGGGCGCUGCGGAGGCAGCACGAGCUCACCUUCCACGACGAGGGCAAGGUGACCAAGCAGCAGCCCCGGGUGCUGGCGCCGGGGGACUCGUACGCGAUCGAGGUGCGGUGCCUGACGCAGCUCUAUGGCUACUUUCCCGCCACCCUGCUGUUCCAGUUCACCAAGGAGCCGGAUGGGCCCUUCGCCAUCGGGCGCUUCGUGUCGGCCGUAGCCAGCAGCCGGCUGGCUCAGGAGCUGGGGCCCUCGGCACCCUACAAGCCUUACCAGGCCAAGCUGAAGAAGUCGGUCACAGUGAUCACCGAGGAGGGCUUCCCUCCCGACAGCACCCAGCCCCCCGAGACCGCCAAGCUUAAGCAGCUGAUCCCGCUGGGCCACUACCGGUACCCGGAGAGCCUGAAGGACACGGUCGGCACCGCGCCCAGCAGCCUGCGGUCGGCCCUGCUCCGUCCCCAGGUCCCCGGCGUGGCAGAGAACCGCCCGUCCGUGCUGCGGGGCGACCACCUGUUCGUCAGCAGGAGCGAGCAGCGCGGCGCGCCCCACCUCGUCCGCUACAAGGGCUACGUGCAUGCCGUGGAGCUGGAGAGGGUCAAGCUGGGAUUCUCCUCCACCCUGCUGGACUCCUUCGUGGACAAACUGAAGUUCGACGUGACCUUCACCUUCAACCGGCUGCCGCUGCGGGUGCAGCACCGGGCCGUGGAGCUGGCCGAGAAGAGGCGCCUGAGCUGCCUCCUCUUCCCGUCCUUCUCGCUCAGGCAGUCCCUCCUCCCCGAGGGGGCCCCGCUCAGGCUGUUCGACCGGAGCCUGGAGACCAACCAGGAGCAGUCCGGAGCGGUGAGGCAGAUCGCCACGGGGCUGUCCCGCCCGGCGCCGUACAUCAUCUUCGGGCCCCCGGGCACCGGCAAGACGGUCACCAUGGUGGAGGCCAUCAAACAGGUGGCACACUGCAUCGAGGGCUCCCACAUCCUGGCCUGCGCCCCCUCCAACAGCGCCUCGGACCUGCUCUGCCAGCGCCUGCUGAAACACCUGGACAAGGGCCGCAUCUAUCGGCUCAACGCCAGCAGCCGGGACUUCCGCCAGGUGCCAGAGGAGAUCAAGCCCUGCUGUAACUGGGACCCUGCCCAGCAGUGCCACGUGUACCCAGGCAAGGAGGAGCUGCAGCACUUCCGCGUCAUUGUCACCACCCUGGUGACGGCAGGAAGGGGGCGGGUCACAGGGCCGUGCCAGGCGGGGGGGCGGGUCACAGGGCUGCUCUCUCUUGCAGAUGUCUCGCUGCUGGAGAGGCUGAUGCUGCACAACACGCUGUACCAAAGGGGAGCCCAGGGCUACGACCCCCAAUUCGUCACCAAGUUACUGCGGAACUACAGGUGCCGUGUCCGCCCUGGCGGGACUGACUCCGCCCGGGGGGCCUGCUGGAGCGGGGCAGCCAAGCCCUGCACUAAUGGCAGCCAGCUGCUGCAGAGCCAGGGCAGGCGGGGCCGCGCCAGCCUCUCCCCCAAGGAGAUCGGGAUCAUCUCCCCCUACAGGAAGCAGGUGGAGAAGAUCAGACUGGCCAUCACCAGACUGGACCCUGAGCUGAAGCAGCUGCCAGACAUCAAGGAGCUGAAGGUGGGCUCGGUGGAGGAGUUCCAGGGCCAGGAGCGGCGCGUGAUCCUCGUCUCCACCGUGCGCAGCUGCCCCGAGUUCCUAGCCAUGGAUGAAAAGUUCAAACUGGGCUUCCUCAAGAACCCCAAGGUAGGUGCCGGGCCCUCAGCAGCCCUGGCCCACAGAGCCCUUAGCUGGGCUGGGGAGCUGGGGGUCGCCCUGGCCACCCACCCCCACUCCCUCCCCACCCGCUUUCCCAGGCCACUGCUGAGUGGUGGGCCCCAUCAGCCCCCGAGCGCGGCCGUACUCUGCAAGGACCCUCACUGGGGCACGUUCCUCAAGUACUGCGUGGAGCAGGGCGGGUACACGGGCUGCACCUACACCCCGGAGAGCCCUGAAGAGGAGGCGCUGGCGGACGAGCUUAGCUCCCUCCCCUUGGACACGGAGCCAGCAGGGACCCCAGCCGGCGAGAGCCACGUCCAGCAGCAGCUGGGGCCGGGGUGGAGACACGAGCACUGAGGGGGAGCCUGCCACUCGGCCCCCUGCCGCCUCAGCACCCACCCGGCUUCCCCGCCCUCUCAGCAGCUGCCCUUUGCGGCCACAUUCCUACCGCCCCCCGCCCUGCCUGGGCUGACGGCUACCUCACGCCUCACUGCACCUUGCGAGCCCAGCGCGCUCUUGGCGCCGCGGGAGGCAGGACCCCCCCGCCGCGAGGGCUGGGCUUGGCCGCAGGUGGAGUUGGGGUCAACGCCUAUUUUACACCUGUUGGGAAAAGCGCUUGUUUUUAAAAAAAUCAUCUCACCCCAGGCCCCUGGCGAGCCCGGCCCACCACAGGCAGCCCUGCGGCAACUUGGCGCCCCCCGGGGGCACCCGCGUGGCACACGCAGCAAGGGGCUACAACCAUCUGCCAUCAAGAGCCCCGUUCCAGAGCCCCGCUGCAGGGCCAGGAGCUGCGCCAGGGCCGGCGAGAGCCUUGCUCAGGUCUUUGUGAUGCCGCUGUCAGAUUCAGUACUAGGGGGUCUCUCAGGGAGCCAAGACUGCUCUGCAAUAAAGGCUCAGGGGAAAGCACUGGUGUGGGCCUCCCACUCCGUC
Messenger RNA from Pelodiscus sinensis (Chinese soft-shelled turtle), 3132 nucleotides. The record is from RefSeq and is a predicted model, not a curated record. NCBI's taxonomy places the organism in Eukaryota, Metazoa, Chordata, Testudines, Trionychidae.